Molecule: messenger RNA, 1087 nt
Organism: Sardina pilchardus (European sardine)
Lineage: Eukaryota; Metazoa; Chordata; Actinopteri; Clupeiformes; Clupeidae
Product: dual specificity protein phosphatase 26-like
Exons: 3
Coding region: 376-873 (165 amino acids)
Biological process (GO): negative regulation of MAPK cascade; protein dephosphorylation
Cellular component (GO): cytoplasm
Molecular function (GO): MAP kinase phosphatase activity; protein tyrosine/serine/threonine phosphatase activity
Source: RefSeq, a predicted model, not a curated record
CGUGGGUGACUUGAUUGCGUGCCCACUUCUGGCUCCAAAAAUAUCCCCCUUGCGUUGCAGGGGCUAUAAUAUCCCGUGGCUACAUAUUCAGACCACGCCAUGAAUUGACAACUUGAGAAUUCGAGCGGUCCCUUCGAAGCAAACGGCAUGUCAAUAAUUUAAACUUCGCUAUUGUAGCUUACAAGAAUUGGACAUCAAAAGGUUUUGAUUUGGAUAUCUACGAUUACGCGCAAUCACUGGAUGAUCAAGAUAAUACUAGGCUGAAUCAAGCGACUUCGGCAGAAUGGCUACUCGGAAUUAUCUUUGGCAAAGUGAUAGGCUACCUCACGUUCAGUCAAACCGGAGAUUGACUUCAGUUCCCCUGGACUUGCCGUGAUGGAAGUCGAACGUCUCCUUUUCACCGGGAAAAUGAUCAUUAGCCAUGCUGACGAAGUUUGGCCAAAACUUUACAUUGGGGAUUAUGAUAGUGCAGAAAAUCGCAGUGAACUCACGGCCCGUGGCUUCACCCAUAUUGUGAACUGCGCACACUCGUCCAGGCGUGGUGGGCCCGACUACUACAGGGGCAUGAACAUGACAUACCUCGGGAUCGAAGGCCGCGAUUCUCCUGACUACGACAUGAGCGCAAACUUCAACACUGCUGCUGAAUUCAUUCACAAGGCCCUCAAUGGAGGAGGUAAAGUCCUGGUCCAUUGCCAUGUAGGUGUGAGUCGCUCAGCUACAGUGGUCCUGGCUUACUUGAUGCUAAAACAUCACAUGACCCUGGUGGAAGCCAUCACCACUGUGAAGGAGGGCCGUGGGAUCAUCCCCAACCGUGGCUUUCUACGACAGCUAAUCAAUCUGCAGAUCCAGCUCUAUGGCAAAAAUAGCCACUAAAACAAGACAUACAAGAUUAAGUUCAUGGGAAUUUAAACUAUAGCCUAAGUAUGGAUGUUAAUUUCUAAAUUGAGUGGGACUUGGAGCUGCAUUUCGGGAUACUGACAUGCAAGAAACUAAUGAACAUACGAUCCAUACUGACUGGGACUUUUGGAAGUCCUUGUUCCUGCAGAAGUGUCAUGGACUAGUUUUUUUUUUAUUAUUAUUAUUAUUA